GCUUCUCGCCAUGUCUUCUCACAAGACUUUCAGAAUCAAGCGAUUCCUGGCUAAGAAACAAAAGCAAAAUCAUCCUAUUCCUCAGUGGAUUCGGAUGAAAACUGGCAACAAAAUCAGGUACAACUCCAAGAGAAGACACUGGAGGAGAACGAAGCUGGGUCUGUAA
Messenger RNA from Chionomys nivalis (European snow vole), 166 nucleotides. Its product is annotated as 60S ribosomal protein L39-like. Lineage: Eukaryota; Metazoa; Chordata; Mammalia; Rodentia; Cricetidae. The record is from RefSeq and is a predicted model, not a curated record. The transcript has a single exon. Gene Ontology annotation, biological process: translation. Gene Ontology annotation, cellular component: cytosolic large ribosomal subunit; ribosome. Gene Ontology annotation, molecular function: structural constituent of ribosome. Bases 11 to 166 code for a protein of 51 amino acids.